AUGACCAGCAGCUCAGCUGCGACGUCGCUUCGGGCCGGCUUAACUCUAGUCUUCCAAGCAACGUCGCUUCCUGGGUCUUUACUCGUCUCUGCAACGACCCAAACACAAUUCAUUCGCUAUCACAAGCUAUCCUGCUCCCCAUACCUCGUCACCGCGUUUAAUUAUUGGACUAAUCCGUCCAUAGACUACGCUGCCAAAGUUUCGCGGAGAACUCAGGUCCAUCCGAGAUACUCAGGAAAUCAUCCCGCGGGUCAAAAAGCAACGCCCAGACUCAACACAUGCCUUUCGCAGCUGUCAGUUCGCCGUAAUUACCUUUCCCCGGAUCCCCUCACCUGCGCUGCCGGGCAAGUCACAGUUGGGCUGCUUAUCUCGAUUUCAUGCUCUCCGUUAUCCGCAAAUCAGUUUAUCAGACAACUGAUAGGAAUUCCCCCGACUCAACCUCGUCCCAAGGUCUCUUUGACCGGGUUCUAUCUUACGCUGCCUCAUUUGCUUCGUCUCACCGCUCAACUUGACCUCACCUCAACACCACCUAUCCAAGACACCUCGCAACCCGCAUCACGGACCGUGGCCUCCAUCCUGAGGAUCAACUACCCCUGCCAUAUGGAGCCUUGCCGUCCCCUUUUCCCAAUACACCCUCGCUUCUGCUCUCAACUGCCGCCCGUUGGGCCAACUCAUCUCACCCACACCAUUUGA
Colletotrichum orchidophilum is the source of this 693-nucleotide messenger RNA. RefSeq lists its product as uncharacterized. The record is from RefSeq and is a predicted model, not a curated record. The transcript has a single exon. The coding region runs from base 1 to 693 and encodes 230 amino acids. NCBI's taxonomy places the organism in Eukaryota, Fungi, Ascomycota, Sordariomycetes, Glomerellales, Glomerellaceae.